Cordyceps militaris CM01 is the source of this 591-nucleotide messenger RNA. Its product is annotated as Acyl-CoA N-acyltransferase. The record is from RefSeq and is a predicted model, not a curated record. Gene Ontology annotation, molecular function: acyltransferase activity, transferring groups other than amino-acyl groups. NCBI's taxonomy places the organism in Eukaryota, Fungi, Ascomycota, Sordariomycetes, Hypocreales, Cordycipitaceae. The coding region runs from base 1 to 591 and encodes 196 amino acids. The transcript is spliced from 2 exons.
AUGGACUACACAGUGGAGCAGAUCAAGCCUGACGAGGCCGGUGUGGAAUUCUUCUUGGAAAAGUACAAGCCGUUCCGAUUGGAGGCUUUACGGACAGAUCCGCAGUUCUUUGGAUCUACGUACGAGAAGGAAGCCGCCAAAGACGACGACUUUUGGCGAUUGCGCGUGUCCCGCCCCGGGGCGACGACCUUUGUCGCCGUCCGCACCCCGGACCGUCGCAUCGUCUCCUCCCUGACCCUGGUGCGCGGGAUGCAGCCCUCGCCCAUCCUCUCCAUGGCGGCCGGGCUGAUCCCCGCGGAGCGCGACAAGGACUCGGCGGCGCUGCUGCACUGGGCCGUCAACGGCGUGUACACGGCGCGGGACGCGCGGCGGCAGGGCCUCGCCAAGGGCGUGUUUGAAGCGGCGCUGGCGUUUGCGUUUGCAGAAGCCGCGGCCGAGGGCAAGUCGUGCCUCGUGUCGAUUCUCGUGCGCGAAGAAAACGAGCUCGCCAUGGGCAUGUACGCGCGCAUGGGCUUUGGCGACUUGGGCUACGUCGAGGCGGACGGCAAUGCGGUCAUGUACAUGUUUAAAGCGCGGCCAGAGGCGAUGUGA